GCACCAUGUGGUUGUGUAUGGGAGUGUGUGUGUAAGUGUGUGUAAGUGUGUGUGUAAAUGGCUCCUCCUGCCACUGAAAACCGAAAUCGGAGCGCCUGGACAGUAAAACCGCUUCCCCUGAGCUCAGACCAAGCAGAUUCUCAGUGCAAUGCACUUUAGGCUUUUAUUUACAUUUUCCGAGCUCAGCACAGUGUAAGGAUCCAGAGGAAAGGGCUGCAGCGGUGUGUGUUUUGACCAGAAACCCGUCAAAUGAACUCCGUCAGAGCGACGAACCGCAGACCCCGGCGAGUGUCGAGGCCGCGCCCGGUGCCGCCUGACAGAAACAACGCAGAAAGAGAUGAGGAAGUUCCUGCCGAGAUGGUUGCAGAAGAAUCUGGUCAAGGCGCUCAAAAUAGUCCGUACCAACUUCGAAGAAAAUCUCUGUUACCGAAGAGAACAGCUUGUCCAACAAAGACCAACAUGGAGGGUGCUUCCACGUCAACAACAGAAAACUUUGGGCAUCGGGCAAAACGUGCCAGAGUGUCAGGAAAAUCACAAGAUCUGCCUGUCACCCCAGCAGAGCAGUACCUGCAGGUGAAGCUUCCAGACGAGGUGGUUCUGAAAAUCUUCUCCUAUCUGUUGGAGCAGGACCUGUGUCGAGCGGCCUGUGUGUGUAAACGCUUUAGUGAACUGGCCAAUGACCCCAUCCUCUGGAAGAGACUCUACAUGGAGGUUUUUGAGUACACACGUCCCAUGAUGCACCCCGAGUCUGGGAAGUUCUUCCAGAUCAACCCAGAAGAGUAUGAACAGCCCAAUCCCUGGAAGGAGAGCUUUCAGCAACUGUAUAAAGGCGCUCACGUGAAGCCCGGCUUCGCAGAACAUUUCUACAGCAACCCGGCCAGAUAUAAGGGACGAGAAAACAUGCUGUAUUAUGACACGAUUGAAGACGCUCUGGGAGGAGUUCAGGAAGCGCACUUUGACGGUUUGAUAUUUGUCCAUUCUGGGAUCUACACAGACGAAUGGAUCUACAUCGAGUCGCCCAUCACAAUGAUUGGCGCUGCUCCGGGGAAAGUAGCGGAUAAAGUCAUCAUCGAGAACACUAGAGAUUCAACGUUUGUGUUCAUGGAGGGGUCAGAGGACGCAUAUGUAGGAUAUAUGACAAUAAAGUUCAAUCCUGAUGACAAAUCAGCUCAACAUCACAAUGCUCAUCACUGUCUGGAGAUCACCGUCAACUGCAGCCCCAUCAUUGACCACUGCAUCAUCCGCAGUACCUGCACAGUGGGCUCUGCAGUGUGUGUGAGCGGCCAGGGAGCAUCACCCACCAUCAAACACUGUAACAUCAGUGACUGUGAGAACGUGGGGCUCUAUAUCACAGACCAUGCGCAGGGCAUUUACGAAGACAAUGAGAUCUCCAAUAAUGCUCUAGCAGGGAUCUGGGUGAAAAACCACGGCAACCCCAUCAUCAGACGGAACCACAUCCAUCACGGCAGAGACGUCGGGGUGUUCACGUUUGACCACGGCAUGGGCUACUUUGAAAGCUGCAGUAUCCACAGGAACCGGAUAGCAGGUUUCGAGGUGAAGGCGUAUGCUAACCCUACGGUAGUACGCUGUGAGAUCCAUCACGGACAGACGGGCGGCAUCUACGUGCACGAGAAGGGCCGAGGCCAGUUCAUCGAGAACAAGAUCUAUGCAAACAACUUUGCGGGCGUGUGGAUUACCUCAAACAGCGACCCCACGAUCAGGGGUAACGCCAUAUUCAAUGGCAACCAGGGUGGUGUUUACAUAUUCGGCGAUGGCCGAGGUCUCAUUGAAGGGAACGACAUCUAUGGCAACGCUUUAGCUGGAAUCCAGAUCCGGACCAACAGCUGCCCAAUCGUCCGGCACAACAAGAUCCAUGACGGACAGCAUGGAGGCAUUUAUGUGCAUGAGAAGGGUCAGGGAGUGAUCGAGGAGAACGAGGUGUACAGUAACACUUUGGCCGGUGUGUGGGUGACCACAGGCAGCACACCUGUACUGCGCAGAAACAGGAUACACAGCGGAAAACAGGUGGGGGUUUAUUUCUAUGAUAACGGUCACGGAGUGCUAGAAGACAAUGACAUCUAUAACCACAUGUACUCUGGAGUUCAGAUCAGAACUGGCAGCAAUCCCAAAAUCAGGCGGAAUAAGAUCUGGGGUGGACAGAACGGAGGAAUUCUUGUUUACAAUUCAGGUUUAGGCUUUAUCGAAGACAAUGAGAUCUUUGACAAUGCCAUGGCCGGGGUUUGGAUCAAGACCGACAGCAACCCCACGCUCCGCAGAAACAAGAUCCACGACGGGCGGGACGGAGGAAUCUGUAUAUUCAACGGAGGACGAGGGUUGCUGGAGGAGAACGAUAUCUUCAGGAACGCUCAGGCCGGAGUCCUCAUCAGCACUAACAGUCACCCUGUGCUGCGCAAGAACAGGAUAUUCGACGGUUUUGCAGCUGGUAUUGAGAUCACGAAUCAUGCGACGGCAACAUUAGAAGGCAAUCAGAUUUUCAACAACCGCUUCGGUGGAUUGUUUCUCGCGUCUGGCGUCAACGUCACGAUGAAAGGUAAAGUGGAAGCAUCUUCACUCACUUUUACUCACUUCAUGAUCCAGUGGACUUUAAGUGAACAUUAUUCUCAUUUAAUCUUCACAGACAACAAAAUCAUGAACAAUCAGGAUGCCAUAGAGAAAGCGGUGAGCAGAGGUCAGUGCCUGUACAAGAUUUCCAGUUACACCAGCUAUCCAAUGCACGAUUUUUACAGGUGUCACACCUGUAACACCACAGACCGCAACGCCAUCUGUGUGAACUGCAUCAAGAAGUGUCAUCAAGGGCACGACGUAGAGUUUAUUAGACACGAUAGGUUUUUCUGUGACUGCGGUGCAGGGACUCUGUCGAACCCUUGCACACUAGCCGGAGAGCCGACGCACGACACAGACACGCUGUACGAUUCGGCGCCUCCUAUAGAGUCCAACACGCUGCAGCACAACUGAAGCGGAGCCGCUCCGAACCGACAGACUCCAUGUGCUCAGAUGAGAUUACACGCUAGAAAUAAUUCAAUUUUAUUCAAACAAACUCUUGGAGAAAGAAAGCAUUGCGUAAACGCAGAGAGGAAACAUUUCUAUUUAACAAACGUUCUGCUGUGGAUCCCGUUUGUCCCUGCCGCUCUAGGGACGGCGGCGGCGACUCAGGAUUCGUGGGAUGGAAAAUGACGAGAGAAACGGACCCAAGGCGUAUAGACUCGAUGCUUCCCAUGCAGCCGUCACCGCGCUCUUGUAUAUGUACGGAAAAAAAAUGACCCAGCACUUCAGUUUUGCUUUUGUUUCAUUUUUUUUUUUUUUUAAAGAUGUUUAGUUCUUGAGGUUUGAUUUUAAUGCUUUCUCAUGUAGUUUUGUAUUUUCAAGCAAAAAUCUUAAAUGUACUUGAAUGUCUUUUUAUUUUAUUAUAAGUAUAUUAAUUUCGGGGUUGUUUAUACCUUAGAUUGCUGUAUUCGUUCUCAUGUCGCAGGAUGUAUGUUCUUUCUGUGAAAGAGAUUUGAGGAAAAAAAAGAGAAAAGAAAGAGAAACACUAAGUAUUCUCCAGCAAUGUUUUGAGUGUGAAAGUGAUAUGAAGUGUUUUCACGAGGCUGGUGGUAACGAUUCGGCCCAUAUGCAUUAGUCCGGAAGGGAUUUAAAUGAUUAGCCCCGCCCCCUCAUCCUGAAAAAAGCGCGAACCGUUCCAUAAGACGCCAGACUUGCGAAAGCAUCGCGUUCUCGCGCCGCUUCGCUCCGAAUGCCGCGAGCGAGGCGACGUGAGCCGAAGUGGCAUUGCUGGAGAUUUUAAGAGGCUUCGUGCUGAUUUGAAGCUCUGAUGAAUAUCUGUACAGCUUUUUUUUUUUGUGCUUUUUUUCCCCCUCCAUCCAACUGUAUUUGGUGACUGUGGGUUCUCAUACGGCCUGAAUUGUAUGCAUGUUCCAUGACAUCUAGACUUAAUAUAUUGUGAAGUACUCAAUAACCAUUAUGUAGCUGUUAGUAAUUAAUCAAAAGUUUAAUUUCCUAGUCGAAGAGGAACGUGUUACAUUUUUAAAAAUAAACUUUAUUAGAUCA
Onychostoma macrolepis is the source of this 4068-nucleotide messenger RNA. It is a transcript of the gene fbxo11a, whose product is annotated as F-box protein 11a. Lineage: Eukaryota; Metazoa; Chordata; Actinopteri; Cypriniformes; Cyprinidae. Gene Ontology annotation, molecular function: protein binding; zinc ion binding. The transcript has 21 exons. Gene Ontology annotation, biological process: ubiquitin-dependent protein catabolic process; regulation of apoptotic process; protein ubiquitination. The record is from RefSeq and is a predicted model, not a curated record. Bases 250 to 2976 code for a protein of 908 amino acids.